Messenger RNA from Diabrotica virgifera virgifera (western corn rootworm), 5887 nucleotides. Its product is annotated as T-box transcription factor TBX20-like. Bases 308 to 1720 code for a protein of 470 amino acids. Gene Ontology annotation, molecular function: DNA-binding transcription factor activity, RNA polymerase II-specific; RNA polymerase II cis-regulatory region sequence-specific DNA binding. NCBI's taxonomy places the organism in Eukaryota, Metazoa, Arthropoda, Insecta, Coleoptera, Chrysomelidae. Gene Ontology annotation, cellular component: nucleus. Gene Ontology annotation, biological process: regulation of transcription by RNA polymerase II; heart development; positive regulation of DNA-templated transcription. The transcript has 6 exons. The record is from RefSeq and is a predicted model, not a curated record.
AAAGUAACCGCUAUCAAUUAUACCGCAAGAGGGGAACGCCUCCCGAAAGUGGGAGCGACCAAUCUGAAGGCUUUCGCUAGAUAUCAAAGUAAUCACAUUAAAUGUGAACCAAGAGGGACUAAAUAUUCAUUCUGUCAAAACAGCUUGCUUCUGUUGCUAAAUACUUUACACCGUUUUGUAGACGUAGUGAAAGGUAUAGCGUGUUUCGGCCGAAAAUUCCUGAAGACGGUUCGGUGGGAAUUUUCGCCGCGCUUGUGAUUUUUUUAUUAGUCUAGUGUUGUGUGAUAGAUAAGAUGUGUCGGUGAUAAUGGAGGAAAACUGCACGAUGAGGCCGUGUGCAACAGACUUUAGCAUCGCGGCGAUCAUGUCCAGACAUGGGCGGGCUAGAACUGCAAGAUGUAGAGAUCGGGAUCCGCCGGAUACAAUUUCUUCUCUCGAAAAAUUCACCGACACAUCUCCCUCAGUACCUUCCACGCCAGAACCUCUGGGCUUAGACUGUACCGUCGUGGGUGCGGACAACGAAAGUGGUCGCGACUCGCCCGUGGACGUGUCGUCUACGUCGGAAUCGGGAGUGACUACAGCUUCGCAGACUAGUGAGCGACGAUCUCCGACUAGAAAUCCCCUUUUGCAAGAGAGGUGUACCAGUGAAGAGUUACGAAAUAUUACCUGUCAUUUAGAGACAAAAGAAUUGUGGGACAAGUUCAACGAGUUAGGCACUGAGAUGAUUAUCACAAAGACUGGAAGGCGCAUGUUUCCUACCGUUAGAGUUUCUUUCACUGGAAUUCGAAACGAACAAAAAUAUGCCGUACUGCUAGAUAUAGUUCCUGUAGAUAAUAAAAGAUACCGGUACGCUUACCAUAGAUCGUCGUGGUUAGUAGCGGGGAAGGCUGAUCCUCCUGCUCCAUGCAGAACCUGCUCGCACCCCGAUUCACCCUUCUCUGGAGAACAGCUCAGGAAACAAGUCGUGUCUUUCGAAAAAAUCAAGUUAACCAAUAAUGAAAUGGACAAACAUGGUCAUCUGGUGUUAAACUCAAUGCAUAAAUAUCAACCUAGGAUUCACCUAGUGAAACGACCGGAAGGUACGGCUGGUGCAGUAACGGAUUUGGAGAAUGAAGAGUACAAAACCUUUAUAUUUCCUGAAACAAUCUUUACGGCUGUUACAGCAUAUCAAAAUCAACUGAUAACGAAGUUGAAGAUUGACAGCAACCCAUUUGCCAAAGGUUUUAGGGAUUCAUCUAGACUCACCGAAUUUGAAAGUUUUUGUGAUUACAGGGAAACAAUGGAGUCUAUGCUAGCGGAGCAGCAUUAUUUCCGCUCACCUCUUCGUCCGUUUGCAGACAUGGACACCCACAACAACAAUCUAUCCCUAGAAGAAAAAGCUAUCCUUGCAGCUCGGUCUCAGCUGUUUCUAAGAGCAGCUGCAGCUGCAGGCCCUUACGGUCCGCUAAUGGGGGGACUAUACUCGGGUGCUGGAGGAUCACAAAGCAAUCCUGUACCUCCAGGAAUCCUAUGGAACCAGUGGGCUUGCCUUGGCCCUUCACUGCUAGCAGCUCAGCACCAGCAUCAACUCGCAGUAGCUGCUGCAGGUAGUUCCCAGCUGCAGUCGCCGUUGGCGAGACCACUAGCUCAACAUAGGUUUUCUCCUUACACUCCCCCGCAAAGGUCAUCUCCCGAUACUAGUCUACGGGACGAUAGAGACUCCCCCAGUAGCCCAUUAUAAAGAUAUUUGUGAUAUCAACUUUUUUAAAUUAUUUAUGGUAAAUGUACUAGUUAUUGGUUGGCUGAUGUGAUGGACUGUAGGUAAAAAGCAAUUUAUUUUUGAAGGUAACAUGUCUAAAUCUUUACCAAGUAUUACAAAAGUUCCUAAAUUUUCUUUAAUUAAGUUUUAGCUCUCAUAAAAGUUAUGUGAUGCUGAGUAAAUUAAAAUAAACUUUUUUUAAACUAUAAAAAAUUAUUCUGUGUCUCUAAUGAUGUAUAAUAUUGUUAUAAUUAUUUUAUCGCCAAUAAAUUACGUACUACAUACUCUAGAAUAAUAAUAAAUUUUGUUAACGAUAUAAAAAUAAGUAUCAUUUGAAAAUGGUAAAAAGUGAAAAAAAAAAUUAGUUUCACCAUGGCACCCAUUGUAAAAGGAAGAAAAUACAUAUAUAACAAAAAUGAAUAAAAAAACAAUUUAUUGGUGAUCAGAGGUAGUGAAACGAAAGCAAGUGCAAAAAACAAUUUAUAACGAUUUCCAACAAAACUAUAAGUCGUUCAAUAUAAAAAAGUCCAAUAAAAAAGUAUCGAAAAACACCCUAAUUAUUCAAUCGAAAAUUCUCACUUCAAAAUAUCUGCUUUUUUUAGUCGGUAUGCUUUUUGUUAUCUGAAAUUACUAUUUUCUGAUGGUGAAAAAAAUAUACAUGGAUAUGGAAAGAAAACUCGAAUUCGAAAUUGUCCAUAAAUUUACUAUAAAGCCAUGAACUAAAAAAUUGCAAAUCGAAAUGUACAACUAUAAUUAACAACCAAAUAAAUAAAGUUAAUAGUUUAAAAUAGGGAUGGAAAAAACCUACCGGUUAUAAUCUAAAACCGGUUUUUUACUAAGCAAUAAUCGGUUUUACCGGUUGUUUUUUUGUCCCGGUUAUAACCGGUUUUUUCAUUUUAAAGUAAUAACCGGUAAAACACCGGAUAAGUGGAAAAAAUAAUGAAUUCAGAAAAAAAUGGAAAAUUUUUACUUCUACACGCCGAAUGAGAAAUUUUAAGCUGACCGAAACCGAUUUGACAAAAUUGAUGACUGAUUUCUAUACUGAUAUGGGUUGACAUCGAUUAGAAUGGAGUAUCGCAAAUUAAAGCUCAGUGUAAAUGUAUCCUAUUGGGUAUUAGCUAUUGACUAAAAACCGAAAACCGGUUUUUGGAAUAACCGGUUUUAUUGACCGGUUAUAACCGCCAGGUUAAAUCGUAUUUGAAAAAAUCGGUUAUUUCAAAAACCGGUGUUUUGUCAACAACCGCCAUCCCUAGUUUAAAAGACUUCUACAAUAUUUUGGGAAAGUUGUAGGAUCAUUUUGAAAAGACAUGGGUAAGUAUUCAUAGAGGAGUGGGAAAUGGGUUAGGAUGGUCAGGGCUUCACUCCCUGUUGAUUAUUUCGUAACAGCUGCAAAAACCAUUUAUCAGUAUUCGAGAUACAGAGCAGAAAACAACAUCGGUUAUAAAAAUACACGUACAGGCUGAGUUACGAUUCAAUUUUUCCUAUUUUAAAGAAAGUUUUGGAAUCCACACAAUAGUAUGUAUGUAUGUUUGUUUGUUUAUUUUUCACAAACAAAUUUAGUUAAUAUUGAGAGUAUGGAUGAAUCUGUUCAGAUAAGCAAAUAAAUAAAAUAAAUAAGCAGCCUUUUUAUUAAAAGCUAUUGAAAAAAGAAUCGUUUAAGUGUGGUCUGUGAAGAAAAGGAUCGGCAAUAAAUAAAUAUAUUUUGUUUGCACUGUCAGAAAGUAGAGUUAAACAAAAAGCGCACCGACUUAAAAAAAAGCAAAUAUUUUGACGUGAGAAUUUUCGAUAUUACAUCAAAAUAAGCAGAAAAAAUAAAUAUUUUAAAUAAAAAAAUUACAGUGUUUUUGGGACAUAAAAGGCAAGGUUUUCAACAUAUUUCCUUGAAUACAUUUGAUGGAAGAUAAAAAUAAAAAAACCAAAAUUUGAUUAUUUGAAUUUUUCGUAAAUAUAAAUGUUGAGGUUAUUUGAAAAAAGUAUGAAUACAUAAGCUUUAGAUCUUUUUAUUACCCAUAAAUUUGCUAUUUAACAUUUUUUUAUUGAUCCCACUUGUAUUAAUUGUAGUUUUGCCGGAAAUUUUUCCCCUUAAUAAUUCACCCCCUACCACUUACAUCCAGAUCACCUACAAAUAAUUUUUUCAUUAAAUUUUGUUGUAUUUUUUUGCUUUUGCAAUAGGUUACACUAUGUUAUUAUUUUUUGGUCAUAAAAAUGAUCGGUUCUGGCAUAGGCAAAUGAAAGUAAUGAAUAAUAAUGGAACAAUUAGCAAAAUUUAUAAAUAUUUAAAUUUUAUUCAGUGAAGUUUUCGGUAUAAAAUGUUUUUUAUUAAUUAGAAAUCGAUAGAAAGUAAUUAAAAGCUUUGGCGCUUAGUGGAUUCGCAUACUCCUUUUUUAUGCAACGGAUGCAGCCAUUAUAAUAAUUUCCUCCCAUAAAAUUUAUCACAUUUUUUAAUUCGCUAUCAUAAUCUCAUAAACUCAUUAUAACCUAGUGAUGGUUAACGUGACGAUUUUUAAAUCACAACGUGACUAGUGACUGUGAUUUCCGAAUAACCAACUAACGACACUAGUUGGUUUGAUUUAUACUAAUAAAAAUACGAUAUGAAAAAUAAAGUAAUCCAUUUAAGGCACUAUAAAACUUUUUUGACAAAGGUUGCUCUUUAUAUAACUCUCUAAAAAUAACUCUCGAACCACACUUAAAUUUUUUUAUAAUCUUUUAAGAAUAUCUUUAUGAAAGAAAAACAUUAUCAAUAAAUUAAUGACAUUAUUUUCCACAGAUGUUAGGCACCGUUCCCCAAAUUACGUUCACCAAGAAUAUCAUAAUGUUUAUUAAAUAAACACGUUUUGUGAAAUUGAUUUUUGAUAUAUCUGGUCACUGGUCACGUGGUCACGGUUAUCGAAGUUGGCAAAGAACGGUAGUUAUCGGUGAUUUCUAAAUCACGGUGAUUGAGUCAUCUUCAGUGAAAUCACGUCAAAUUAAUAUUAUGAGCCAAAACUUGUUUGGAAUAUUUCUUUAUUUGCCCCUGAUUUUGGCGAAACCCUUCUUCAUCUCGGUAGAUGAAGGUAGAUUUGAUAUAAUCCUUUACUUUUUUUUCUAUUCGAUCUUCUUUUGAUUCGUUUACUUACCUUUUUGACUUAAACAUGCCAAAAACAAUCAGUAUCAGAACCUUCUCAUCAUUGUCGUUAUUGUCAAACAAUAAUUAUUUGUUUUUUAGGGGAUAUUGCGGGUAUUUUGAAUUAAGCGGUAUAUAUUGAGUAAAAUACAAUAUUUUGAAAGAAGAAAUAAGAAACAACACUGAACAAAUUUCUAUUUGUACCUACCAUCUUACGAUAAUAUAUUUAGCUAAUGGUUUCCCAAAAUAAACUAGUAAAGCACUUCUAAAUAAUCCAAAAUAGUACCUAUAUAGAAUGCUAAAAAAUAAAUCAAACUAAUCGUUAACGAAAUUUAUGUUUAUUUUUGUAUAAAAAAUUUUGUUAUGUUUUACAUCUUUGUUUUCAAAUUUAAUUGUUAAAUUUUAAGACUAUUUUUGGAUCAAAAAAAAUCUUUAUUAAUUAUUUAUUACCAUUUUAAAUUGAUUUUAAAAAAAUCAAUAAAAAAAUACAACCUCAAUACACAAAUCACAAAUUAAUAGUGUUUCCAGUUUGUUGUCCUCGACCAUAUUACGCAUAUUUUUAUCGCUCAAACAAAGCCAUCUUGAUGCUAUCGGAAAAUCCUUGUAUUAAUGAUGUGAUUUAGAGAUAAGUUGGUUUCAAAAAAAAAUCGAUAAAUACGUUGGUUUCCGGAGUUAGGUAGUUCGAGUCCGGAUCCUGUUACACAUUUAGACCAGGGCGCAUUUGUAAAAAUGUUAGUACAUUUGGAUGUUGAGAGGUGACUCAUAUUUUUUUGCAGAAAUUGCUUGAAAAUAACUCAUAUAAUAAUAUUUGAGUUAUUCUCCCACUCAAAAAGGUCCGGAACAUUGUUUGAUAAUCAAAAUGUCAAAAAUUUAAGGAAAAAUUAUAUUUUUUUCUUCGUUUUUUGAUUAUAACUUUAAAAGUAUUCACUUCUGAGAAAAGUUGCACUGACAUAAAAGUUUCAUAAUUAAAUUUCCUAUAAUACAGGAUUGGUUAAAAGUUUUUAAAAUGGUCACCCUUGUUGCAAAAUAGCAAUAAUUGCGAAAAA